AUGAAAGUGGAUAAUUCCACACAGAAAUCAGAGACACAUAUCAGUUACACCGAUUAUGACUCGAAUUCUGAAGCCCGACUUGCCAAGCGGGAAACGUUUCUAUGGGUGAACGCCCAAGAUGAAACUGACCCGAAUUAUACCACUGAAGGAGUCAAGCAGUCCUUUAUCAGAAAACGGAGCAAUCGGCUACGGAGAGAAAACCAACUCCAAACCUUAAAAGCAUCUGUGAAGCCAUUCCCGAAGGGCCGCCUGCUUCCCGGACCGAACAUGAGCUCCACUUUGGAUCGUGAGGAACAACAAGCGGAUAAGAAGGAUCGGAAGGCACUAGUCUGUCAUAAUAUGCAGGCAGUCUGGUUCUUUCAAGAGGCUCUGAAUCAACCAGCCCUCGUAGAGACGCUUCUCUUUUUGAGUGCGGCUAGCCACACUGCAACCUUGAAGAUGAUCGAUACCUCACCAUACUCAAUUCAGAGGUCAAUGCAGGAUACAUUACAGCUGCGUUCCCGGGCUUUGAAGUCUCUUCAAAGCAACUUGGUCAACCCAAUUAUGGCCUUUUCAGAGGCGACCAUUUUGGUCAUCACGCACCUUCUUUGUAUUGAGGUCAGAGAAGCGCAUUUUCAAGCUCCAGGGGCUUUGCUAAUUUUCUCUAAAAAGUGUGCCCAGGCCAACAUCGAAGCUGUUGAAGCCCAUAUGGCGGGAUUGCAGCAGAUUAUAAAUGCACUAGGUGGAUUAGAGAGAUUGGAUAUCCGAACCCUUUCAACAAUAUACUGGUAA
This is a messenger RNA of Penicillium macrosclerotiorum, 771 nucleotides long. RefSeq lists its product as uncharacterized. Lineage: Eukaryota; Fungi; Ascomycota; Eurotiomycetes; Eurotiales; Aspergillaceae. The coding region runs from base 1 to 771 and encodes 256 amino acids. The transcript has 2 exons. The record is from RefSeq and is a predicted model, not a curated record.